AUUGAAUGAGUUUCUAAUGUAAUGUUUACAUAAUACACUUACUCAUGAAUCUAUGACUGAACUUCAAUACAGCAAUAUAUAGAAAUGGUUAAACGUCUCAGUACUAGUACAGACUUAACUGCCAAAGGAGAUCACAUCUCGGGAGUUAUGAACGCUGUAAUUCUUUUGCUGUUUAUUACUUACGUGCAUUGUAUAACCGAGGAAGAGAACCAGUUGCUACAUAAAAGGCAGAUGGAGUGUGUGGAGGAAACGAAGGUGAACCCUAAUUCAGUACUGAAGCUGAAGGGUGGGUACUGGAAGAAUGCUCAUCCAACCCUCAAAAAAUGGUGUCUCUGUUUACUGAAUAAAUACGGAUUUAUGUCCAAAGAAGGUGUGUUUAAGAUGGAUGUUGCUAUGUCUAGAGUACCUGAUAUUGAUAAACAGUCCGUGGAGCGCAUGAUAGACAACUGUUUACCGAAGAAAACCAAGGAGGCUUACAAUAUAGCAUGGGAAUUUAUUAAAUGCUACCAUCUUCAAACUAAAAGCAAAAAAUACAAAGAUCAAAAAUUUCACUAUCUGUACCUGAUGUGAAUAUUGAAUAUUAAAAUUUGUUUUUAACUCCAUCUAGUGGUUUCUAUUGAAACUACUUUAGACUUAAGCAAGACGUCAGCAUUUAGCAGGGUAAUAAGCAAGAAUUAUAUUUCAUGUUCUUUAACUCAUCUAUUGCCUACUAGAUGGCGCUGAAAGCAAAUAUUAGAAUUAUAUAAUGCUGACUGUUUCUCACAGGUGUACCUGUGCAAUAUCAUUUAUUUCUUAAUUUCAAUAUACUUUCGCAGUAGACAAUUUUAUUUUAGAAAAUAAACGAAUAUUAAGAAUUCAAGUUUCUAGACAUAGUAGUCUUGGCUGAGCACUGAUAGACAAUCAAAACAGACGAUUUUAUACAGUACCAUACCAACGAAACC
This is a messenger RNA of Achroia grisella, 941 nucleotides long. RefSeq lists its product as uncharacterized. The transcript is spliced from 4 exons. Lineage: Eukaryota; Metazoa; Arthropoda; Insecta; Lepidoptera; Pyralidae. Gene Ontology annotation, molecular function: odorant binding. The coding region runs from base 85 to 570 and encodes 161 amino acids. The record is from RefSeq and is a predicted model, not a curated record.